Australozyma saopauloensis is the source of this 2790-nucleotide messenger RNA. RefSeq names its product serine/threonine/tyrosine protein kinase (gene RAD53). Gene Ontology annotation, molecular function: ATP binding; protein serine/threonine/tyrosine kinase activity; protein binding. Gene Ontology annotation, biological process: mitotic DNA damage checkpoint signaling; DNA repair; deoxyribonucleoside triphosphate biosynthetic process. NCBI's taxonomy places the organism in Eukaryota, Fungi, Ascomycota, Pichiomycetes, Serinales, Metschnikowiaceae. The transcript has a single exon. Bases 1 to 2790 code for a protein of 929 amino acids. Gene Ontology annotation, cellular component: nucleus. The record is from RefSeq and is a predicted model, not a curated record.
AUGGAACCCACGCAGCCGACGCAAACGCAGCCGACGCAGAAAUCGUCCACUUCCCAGGUGGACCAGAUCCAGGACCCAAACCAUAUCUGUCGUUUGAUCUGCACCACGGGCCAGUAUCAGUUCUUUGAUCUAAAUCGUAGUAAACCCACCAAAACGCAAGAUGCCAACAAUCGGAAAACGUGGCUCCUUGGCCGUAACUCCGACUGUGACUUUGUGUUGAGCACAUCCACGCGUCUUUCCAAUAAGCAUUUCAGACUAUGGUUUAGUCUCAACGACAAUACAAUGUGGAUUCAGGAUACAUCCACCAACGGCACAUUCUUGAACGGGAGCCGGAUUGUUAAAGGUUCAAACUAUAUCAUCAACCAGGGAGACGAGAUCUCUGUCGGCGAGGGAGUUGCGUCCGAUGUCAUUCGCUUUGUAGUACUCUUUUCUGACAAAUACAAUCCCUCCGAGCCAAAUAAGGACGCUGUGCUGAAGGACGAGGGCAUAUAUAAGGAUUUCAUAGUGAAAAACGAGACAAUUGGUCAAGGUGCGUUUGCCACCGUGAAGAAGGCCAUCGAGCGCUCCACUGGCGACUCCUACGCUGUCAAAAUCAUCAAUCGGCGCCGUGCAAUCCAUGCGGGAGGAAAAGGCGCCAUGGCCGGCGUCAAUCGCGAGCUCCAGAUUCUUCGGAAACUUGAUCAUCCAAAUAUUGUCCGUCUCAAGUCCUUUUACGAAGAUGUGGAGAACUACUACUUGGUGAUGGAACUUGUUCCUGGAGGAGAUUUGAUGGACUUUGUGGCUGCAAACGGCGCCAUUGGUGAGGACGCAACUCAAGUCAUCACGAAACAGAUUUUAGAUGGCAUUGCGUACGUCCACAAACUAGGAAUCUCCCAUAGAGACUUAAAACCAGACAACAUUCUAAUCAAACAGGAUGAUCCAAUUAUAGUGAAGAUCACAGACUUUGGGCUAGCGAAAAUUAGUGACAAUGCUACCUUCAUGAAGACUUUCUGUGGAACUUUGGCUUACGUUGCGCCGGAAAUUAUCACUGGCAAACAGGAACUGACGCAGCAACCGGUAGAUCCCGCAAACAAUUACAGUAAUUUGGUCGACAUCUGGUCGCUCGGAUGUCUUGUGUAUGUCCUUCUUACUUCUCAUCUUCCCUUCAAUGGUAAGACUCAGACGCAGAUGUUCCAGAAGAUCAAGUCCGGUGAGUACCAUGAAUCGCCUCUUAACUCAUAUAAAAUUUCUGCUGAAGGUCGGGACUUUUUGAGGUGUUGCUUGCAAGUUGAUCCACGGAAUCGACUCACCGCUAAACAAGCUCUCAGACAUCUGUGGCUCUCUGGAGUAGAGGGCAACACCCAAGAUAGCCAGUCACAACCUUCGCAAAAGAUAUUGAGUUUAUCUCAAUCUACUUCGCAACAGCUGCGCAAGAUCGAAAACGGACUUCAUGUCAAUGCAUCGAUUAGCAAAUUGGAUAACGAUAUCAUGACCAGGCCGCUCGAUGGAGACCGACUCAAGGCCAAAAAGAACCCCAACUCACAAUUCAAAGUGCCUAAACGAGUCAUCCCACUACCACAAUCGCAACCGCUUCAAGAACAGCCUCUCAAUAAUCUUCAAGUCCCACGAACACAAAACGGGGCCCCGGUCAACAAAUUGAAGCGCGAACACUCAUUGGAAUUUAUUGAUGAAGAUGCAAAACGUGUGAGAUUCCAAUCAAAACUGUCUGUGUUCCCAGAACUGCCUAGAAGUACGUUUAUUACGUUGGUUCCUUUGCAAGAAUCGAUUAUGAAGUCGCCUAUCUACAUUGGUCAAGGAAUAAACCCAUUUACUCUUGGCCGUGAGGGAAACUUGAACAUCUGUAUCAACGAUGACCGUUUGUCCAGAAUGCAUUGUCUUUUCACGCGCAAGCGUCAUCCCGUUGGCGAGGCUUCCAUAUAUGAAAGUCCUGCCCACGGAUUGGAGGAUAUCUGGUUUAUGGAUUUCAGUACCAAUUCCUGUUACGUUAACAGCGUCCGGGUUGGAAAACAUAGAAAGACCCAAAUUUUUUCGGGCGACAGAGUAGACCUUAUAGUUGAUAGGCCUUCAAAACAGGUCAUGGCUUUCCUGGUCCGCAUUGAUGAUACCACGGGCCUCUUCAACGGAGGAGAAAGGCUUCCAGAUCAGCACUCGUUGGUUAACGUCGUGAAAUUCGAUACUAAUGACUUCAAGUUCCAUCCUCUGUCACAGGUCCUGGCGCUGUCCUCUGUCAGACGAAGUGUCAUUGCAAAACCAGUUGUUGCAAGUUCUGAACAAACGCCGGAGCCUGCUUUGAAGUCUGAACCAAUCAACUCAGGAGCUAAAGAAUCUGAGCAUGUUAAAUCUGAGCAUAUAAAAUCUGAGAGUGUCAAAUCAGAUUUGUCCAAUUCAAACUUCACGGUUGAAAAGCCAGAGUUGAAAACUGAACCCGCAACCGAAUUGUCAAAAUCUGAGCCUAUUGAUUCCACCAAGUCUAAAACAAGUACGCCCAUCAAGUCUGAGCCCACUGUUUUUCUCAAAUCUGAGUCUUCUAAGGCAAAAAGUUCUGACGGUAAUAAGUCUGAUCCCGCAGAGUUCGAUUCACCGCUUAAGUUUGAAAAUCCACCACUGAAGCUUGAAGAAAAGGCGGUUGAUCAUAAUGGGAUCGAUUUGAAAUCCGAAAAAGACGUUAAACCCAUAACCUCUCAUGGAGCUGCACAGUCUGUGAGUGAGUCCGACCUCAAUCGCAUCGCAUUGACCAAAAGAGCCCAGCUUCAUAGCGGGCAGGAAAGACCUUCUAAUUCUUGGUGUUGA